Molecule: messenger RNA, 378 nt
Organism: Echinococcus granulosus
Lineage: Eukaryota; Metazoa; Platyhelminthes; Cestoda; Cyclophyllidea; Taeniidae
Exons: 3
Coding region: 1-378 (125 amino acids)
Source: RefSeq, a predicted model, not a curated record
AUGGCAUCAUUUUCCAGUUUUCUGCGCCCAAAUUAUAAAAAUUAUCAACUGCACAAAUUUCAUUUAUUUAUUGAAACAAAUUUAACCAUAAUAAGUGACAGACGACUUUCUCUUCUAUCCCAGGGACAAAUGUUAUUCAAAUACUUUCUUGUAAAUACAGUAGAAGUAACUUCAUUUUUAAAUGAAAUUCUACUUAUUAAGGAUCUAAAAGUUCUUUUGUUGCAGGCAAAUUGGUUAAAUUUCUGCCGGUUUUUAUCAACAAAGCCGUUUUUGGCGACUUCCACCAGAAGGAAUGCACAUCGCAUUUUCUCCAUUCCAAGGGAAAAAUUACGUAUUUCACACGCAGAAGUGUAUGGAGGUUCAGUCAAACAACCGUAA